This is a messenger RNA of Aspergillus novofumigatus IBT 16806, 3299 nucleotides long. Its product is annotated as proteasome regulatory particle base subunit RPN1. Gene Ontology annotation, cellular component: proteasome storage granule; nucleus; proteasome regulatory particle, base subcomplex. Gene Ontology annotation, biological process: regulation of protein catabolic process; proteasome-mediated ubiquitin-dependent protein catabolic process. The coding region runs from base 257 to 2974 and encodes 905 amino acids. Lineage: Eukaryota; Fungi; Ascomycota; Eurotiomycetes; Eurotiales; Aspergillaceae. The record is from RefSeq and is a predicted model, not a curated record. Gene Ontology annotation, molecular function: enzyme regulator activity. The transcript is spliced from 5 exons.
AGUAAGUAGCCUUACAUAAGCGGGAGGAAGCUCCACUGUAGCGCAACGCCCAAGCGGCGAUGAGCGUGAGCUCUCUUGCUUUCCAUCAACAAGCUCCGGAUUCGCUCUCUGCUCCAUCCAUCAGUGUGCAGAGACCUCAUUAAUACGCUGUCUGCUGCCGUAUUUGAGAUUAUAAGCAGCUUCCACGAACCUUUCAAUCCUACCUUUUUACUUUCCUCGCCCAAACCGAGACCAACUCGCCAGGUACCCGUCAGAAAUGGUGAAAGAAGGCGAGAGCUCAGCUCCCGCCGACAAGGGCAAGGGCAAGGUUGAUGAUGUGAAAGAUCUGCCUGGAGCGAAGAAGACACAGAAUGACGAGAAGACACAAGCGAAUGGGAAAAAGAAGGAAGAGGAGUCGAAGGAAGAGGAACUCAGCGAAGAAGAUCAGCAGUUGAAGAGCGAACUUGAGAUGCUCGUCGAGAGAUUAAAGGAACCGGAUACGUCGCUCUACGCUCCUGCCUUAGAUGCGAUCAAGAAUUUCAUAAAGACCUCGACUUCUUCUAUGACCGCUGUGCCCAAACCCCUCAAAUUUCUUAGACCGCACUACGAUGAGCUGACAGAGCUCUACGAGAAGUGGUCGGCAGGCGCUGUCAAGGACUCGCUGGCGGAUAUGCUGUCUGUCCUCGGUAUGACGUACGGGGACGAAGAGAAGCUCGAGACCCUGAAAUAUCGCCUUCUCACCAAGGCAGAAGAUCUCGGCUCGUGGGGUCACGAAUAUAUUAGGCAUCUGGCUCUGGAGAUUGGCCAAGAGUACCAAAACAGGUUGAACGCAGAGAAAGAUGUACAGGACCUGAUCGAUCUCUCAUUGUCGCUUGUCCCCUACUUCCUGAGUCAUAAUGCCGAAGCCGAUGCUGUUGACCUCCUCAGUGAGCUGGAGAUCAUCGAGGAGAUCCCCCGCUUUCUCGACGAAAACAAUUACUCAAGAGUCUGUCUGUAUAUGGUCAGCAUGGUCAACCUCCUCACCUAUCCUGAAGAUCAGCAGUUCCUCCGGACGGCGCACGAGAUCUAUGUCCGCUACAAGGAGCUCACAAAAGCAAUCGUACUUGCCAUUCGACUAAACGACACAGAUCUUAUCAAGAGUGACAUCAACGCUACUUCUGAUCCAGUGCUCAAGAAUCAAAUGGCUUUCCUGGUCGCCAGACAGCAGAUUUGGCUCGAUAUGCCUGAAGAGGAGGAGAACGCAUCCUUCAUGGACUGUCUUAACAAUACAUCGAUCUCCAAGCAUUUCAAAUCCCUGGGCAAAGAGCUUGAUAUCCUUGAACCCAAGAAUCCGGAAGACAUUUACAAGACGCACCUGGAAAGCAGCCGAGGCGCUGGUUUGACAAAUGUUGACUCCGCGAGACAUAAUCUGGCAAGCGCGUUCGUGAACGCUUUUGUCAAUGCUGGUUUCGGUAAAGACAACCUGAUGCUAGGAGACGAUGACAAGGGAAGUUGGAUCUGGAAGACAAAGGACGAUGGCAUGCUGUCGACAACAGCGUCUUUCGGCAUGCUCUUGUCGAAGGACACCGACUCUGGUUUGGACAGAAUUGACAAGUUUACCUAUGCCACCGAGGAGCAAAUCAAGGCCGGUGCUUUGCUGGGCACAGGUAUGAUCGGUUCGGGCGUACGAUUAGAGGCGGAUCCCGUCCUGGCUCUCCUGGGCGAUCCCGAAGUUUGGCAAGAAAAGAGCGUACCGGUCAGAGUUGCUGCCAUCAUGGGUCUUGGUCUGGCCUACGCCGGCUCCAAUAAGGAGGAGCUCCUGGAAAUCCUGCUUCCCGUCGUUGAAGAUGUCUCCCUGGAUAUGCAACUCUCGGCAAUGGCGGCUGUCUCACUAGGUCUUAUUUUCGUUGGCUCUUCGAAUCAUCAAGUCAGCGAAGCCAUUGCUACGACCUUGAUGGAUGAGGAGCGACAGAAGCAUCUGAAAGACAAGUGGACCCGCUUCAUGGCUCUUGGUUUGGCCCUACUGUACUUCGGCCGCCAGGAGGAGGUCGACGUCGUUCUCGACAUUCUCAAGGCCGUCGACCACCCAAUGGCCAAACCAACCUCCGUUCUUGCUUCUGUCUGUGCCUGGGCAGGAACUGGCACAGUGUUGAAGCUGCAGGAACUUCUUCACAUUUGUAAUGACCUUAUUGAAGAGAACGAUGAGAAGAAAGGAGAUGAACUUGUCCAAUCCUACGCUGUCUUGGGUCUGUCUCUCAUCGCUAUGGGCGAGGAAGUCGGACAGGACAUGAUUCUCAGACAGUUCGGUCACCUCAUGCACUACGGUGCCAGCAACAUCCGAAAGGCUGUCCCACUUGCGAUGGGUCUGAUCAGCCCCAGCAACCCGCAGAUGAAGGUCUACGAUACACUGUCGCGGUACAGCCACGACAAUGACAAUGAUGUCGCCAUCAACGCGAUUUUCGCCAUGGGUCUCUGUGGAGCAGGUACCAACAAUGCCCGUCUUGCGCAGUUGCUGAGGCAAUUGGCAAGCUACUACCACCGUGACCAAAACUCAUUGUUCAUGGUCCGCAUCGCGCAGGGUCUUCUUCACAUGGGUAAGGGCACGAUGACCCUGAACCCAUUCCACACCGACCGCCAGGUCCUUUCCCGCGUAUCAGCCGCUGGCCUACUCACUGUCGUUGUAUCUUUGAUCGACGCCAAACAAUUCAUUCUUGCCGAACAUCACUACCUCCUCUACUUCCUUAUCACCGCCAUGUACCCACGAUUCCUCGUUACGCUGGACGAGGACCUCCAACCACUCACCGUGAACGUACGUGUGGGUCAGGCUGUGGAUGUGGUUGGCCAAGCUGGUCGUCCCAAGACGAUCACCGGCUGGCAGACACAGAGCACACCUGUUCUUCUGUCCUACGGUGAAAGAGCAGAGCUGGAGGAUGAACAAUACAUUCCCCUUAGCAGCACCCUUGAAGGCCUUGUGAUCUUACGAAAGAACCCUGAUUGGCAAGAGAAUUCCGCUUGAUUGAAACGAUGAUUCGAAACGCUUCUUUUGCAAGUUGGGCCGGGUGCGGGGCCGACCAUAUAGCGACCGAUGAGGUUGGAUUUAAUGUAUUUGAAACCGAAUCGACAAAUAUCAUGCCACGAUCUAGUUCUAGACUAUAAGCGACUGGAUGGUUCCCGAUGUAACUCAACAUGUAACUAGGUCUCGCGGAGGCGGAUCAUAUACAAUUACACAUAAAUCCGAAGGCAGCAGAACGCGGAUGAUGUUCUUUCACGGAUCGCGCGGUUUACACCGGGUGUGGCACCAAUCAAAAGAAAUACUAUCAUUCAUCUAUUAGUAUUUAGAG